Molecule: messenger RNA, 1113 nt
Organism: Colletotrichum orchidophilum
Lineage: Eukaryota; Fungi; Ascomycota; Sordariomycetes; Glomerellales; Glomerellaceae
Exons: 2
Coding region: 1-1113 (370 amino acids)
Source: RefSeq, a predicted model, not a curated record
AUGGUUAUCGCUACCGACUUUGCAAAGCCUUUGGCGACCAUCCCGGUUCCAGAAGGGAAGACCAUCAAGCAGAGCGCACCGCCCACGACUCCCUUGAAGCCUCAACCGGCGGGUCCCAACAGACUCUUUUCCCAACCAGACGCCGUCUUUGGAGACUUCCGCGAUGAUCUCGUCCGGGACGGCUACGUCGUGGUCAAGGGCGCGAUCCCCCGCGAACGAGCAGACAAGUACGGCGAGGAAAUGAUGUCGUACCUCGAAACCUUCGCCGGCGGUCUUGGCUUCCAGCGCGACGACCCGAGCACGAUCAAAGAAUCCAACCUGCCCAUCAUCACCGAGAAGGGCAUGUGCCUCGGCUACGGCGUCGCCCACGAGUCCUUCACCUGGGCCGUCCGCCAAGAACCAGGCCUCGUCGACGCCUUUGAAAAAGUCUACGACACCAAGGACCUCAUUGUCUCCUUUGACGCCGUCAACAUGGCCUUCCCCAACCGGCCCGACGUGAAGCCCAACACGCCCUGGCCGCACCAGGACCAGGACCCCGAGAAGCCCGGCUUCCGCUGCCUCCAGGGCCUGGUCAACCUCCUCCCCAACGGGGACCGCGACGGCGGGCUGAUUGUUUGCAAGGGCGCGCACCUGCUCUCCGAGGCGUUCCACGAGGAGUUCCGCGGCGAGGCCGACAAGAUUUGGGCCUGGACAAAGGAGUGGUACGGGUUCACGGACAAGGGCAUGGAGUGGCUCCGGGAGCGCGGGUGCGAGUGGGUCAAGAUCAACGCGGAGCCCGGGGACCUGCUGUUGUGGGACAGCCGGACGCCGCACUAUAACCUCAGUCCCGAGGGGACGUCGCCGCGGUUCUGCGUGUAUACGUGCUACAUGCCGGCGGCGGAGGCCUCGCAGGCGGACCUGGUGCGGAAGAAGGGCGCGUACGAGACGCUCCAGAGCACGACGCACUGGCCGAAUGCGAUGCAUGUUGGGGGUAUCCCUGUGUUGCGGGACGGGAAGCCGUGUCCGUAUAAUACGGGCAAGCCGAGGCGUGCGCCUGAGCUUUCGGAGAGGGGAUUCCGGCUGACUGGUAUUCCGUAUAUUCAGGGAGUACCUAUUGAUGCUUUGGGGGAGUGA